Molecule: messenger RNA, 1593 nt
Organism: Pleuronectes platessa (European plaice)
Lineage: Eukaryota; Metazoa; Chordata; Actinopteri; Pleuronectiformes; Pleuronectidae
Product: cilia- and flagella-associated protein 251
Exons: 3
Coding region: 1-1593 (530 amino acids)
Source: RefSeq, a predicted model, not a curated record
AUGCAAGCGGCAAAAGAUGAGGCUGCUCCCGCACAAAUAGAUGAAGACUCAAAUACUGAGGAGGAGGAGGAGGAGGCUGAAGUUCCCACUGACGCUGCCAGUGAGACAGAUGUGCAUGAGGAAGAGGAAGAUGAUGUGAAACAUGUCGACCUCGAAGAAACAGAACAAAAGCUACCAUUGGAAGAUGAGGCCGUCAUUGAUAAUGAUGAGGAGGAGGAAGAGACAGAGGAGAAGGAAGCACAGGUGAAGGAGGAGGAGAUUGUAGAGGGGGAAGGCGAAGAAAAGGCUGACGACUUAAAAGCAGUGGAAGAUGAAGGAGAACAAGAGAACAUGAAUACAGUGAUGGUUGACAACAAAGAGGAGGAGAAGCAGGAGGAACCAAAAACAGAGGAAGUGGUAGAGGAUGAAGAUGAGGAGGAGGAGGACGAAGAGGAAGUCAAAACUGAAACUUUGGAAGUAGAGGAGGAGGCCAAAACUGAGGAUUUGGAAGAUGAUGAAGAGGAGGCCAAAACUGUAGAUUUGGAAGAUGAUGAAGAAGAGGAGGCCAAAAAUGAAGAUUUGGAAGAAGAGACCAAAACUGAAGUUCUGGAAGACAGGGGGGAGGCGAACACUGAAAUUCUAGAAGAAGAAGAGGCAAAAACUGAAGUUCUGGAAGGAGAGGAGGACGAGGGGGCCAAGACUGAAGUUCUAGAAGAUGAGGGAGGGACCAAAACUGAUGUUCUGGAAGAAGAGGAGGAGGCCGAAACUGAAGUUCUGAAAGAAGAAGAGGAGUCAAAAACUGAAGAUUUGGAAGAUGAUGAAGAGGAGGCCAAAAAUGAAGAUUUAGAAGAUGAUGAAGAGGAGGAGGCCAAAAAUGAAGAUUUGGAAGAAGAGACCAAAACUGAAGUUCUGGAAGAAGAAGAGGAGUCAAAAACUGAAGAUUCGGAAGAAGAAGAUGAGGAGGAGGAGAAGGCCAAAACUAACAUUUUGGAGGAAGAAGUGGAGGAGGAGGCCAAAACUGAAGAUUUGUUAGAAGAUGAAGAGGAGGAGGCAAAUAAUACAAAAACUGAGGAGCUUCCAGAAGAAGCUGGAGAGGUAGAGAAGGAGGAGGAGGAGGAUGAGGAGGAGGAGAAGAGCAAAACUAAGCAAGAUUUAGUGGAAGAUGAGGAGGAAAUAAUUGAAAAAGACACUAAAGAGGAGGAAACUGUAAAUAUUGAUCUGCAUGAGGAUGAAGAUAGAGAUGAAGAAAACAUUGAUUUAAUGAACACUAAGCUAGAAAUAGAAGGCGAUGAAGCUCCAGAGGAGGAAGGAGAUAAGCAUGACGAAACAGAAGCUGAGGACGAAGAUCCUAAAACUCUGUCGGCUGAAAAACUCAGCAACGUCAGCGUUGUACCUGAAUCCGAUGAUGAAGACGAUAGCACUUUUCCUUCUGGCCAUGAGGAAGACAAAUACUCCGACGUCAUCGACGACGAAAACAGUGAGAAGAGUAAAGCUGAAGCUAAAGGAAGGAGGAAACAUCUCGUUUCCUUUGAGAGGAUCCGAGGAGUCCGAUCCAGAGCUGCUCACAAAGACGAAGAGCAACUCCACAAACAUGACAAAGUUGGCCUAGAGUAA